UCUGGCGUGCGCAGUAGAGCGUCAGUGCGUCGUGGAAGCUCGAGAGUGGAAGAGCUGUUUCUAACCCUCAGAAAUUUCUCCAACUCACAUCAACACAGAUCCAGUAAUUUUUAAUCACUCAUUACGCCCUAAACUUGCAACUAUGACUGAAGAACGAAAGGAGGUGCGAGUGUGGUGCGACGGAUGUUAUGAUAUGGUGCAUUUUGGACAUGCCAAUUCCCUACGACAAGCCAAGGCCUUGGGUAAUUAUUUGGUUGUUGGUGUUCACACGGAUGAGGAAAUAUCGAAGCAUAAAGGACCGCCAGUUUUUACCCAGGAGGAGAGGUACAAAAUGGUGAGGGGAAUAAAAUGGGUGGACGAGGUGGUGGAAGGGGCUCCCUACGUCACUACCUUGGAGACACUGGACAAGUACAAUUGUGAUUUUUGUGUGCAUGGGGAUGACAUCACGAGAACUGCUGAUGGGGUCGAUACGUAUCACCUGGUCAAGGAAGCUGGGAGAUACAGGGAAGUUCAGAGAACGGCGGGUGUUUCUACGACGGAUUUGGUGGGGCGAAUGCUUUUGAUGACUCGUCAGCACUUCAGGCGAGGAGAGAGUGAAUAUAGUGUGGACAGAGAACCAAGUAAAAGCAUGGGACAGGAUAAAACAGCGAGAUCUCCGUGGACGGGAUGUUCGCAGUUUCUUCCAACGACCCAGAAGAUUAUUCAAUUCAGCGACGGUAAGAGCCCCCAGCCUGGCGACAGAAUCAUCUACGUGGCUGGAGCUUUCGAUCUUUUUCACGUGGGGCACUUGGACUUCCUGGAGGUUGCCAAGAAAGAGGGGGAUUAUUUAAUUGUUGGCCUACACACCGAUCCCGCUGUCAAUAGAUACAAAUACGGAAAUUACCCUAUUAUGAAUUUGCAUGAGAGAGUACUCAGUGUACUUGCCUGCAAGUACGUUAAUGAAGUAGUUAUUGGAGCUCCAUACGAAGUAACCAAAGAUCUGAUGGAACAUUUUAACGUAUCGAUCGUCUGUCAUGGACAAACACCAAUACCCACCUGUGAAGAUGGUGCUGAUCCCUAUGCCGAGCCUAAACGACAGCAUAAAUUCAAAAUACUUGACAGUGGUAACGACAUGACCACUGAAAAAAUCGUGGAGAGGAUCAUUUUGCACAGGUUGGAAUUCGAGGAUAGAAAUUUAAAGAAGGAGAAAAAAGAGUUGGCAGUUUACGAAGCCUACGUCAACUCGAAAAAAAAGGGGACACCAGAGUGCAUAUAAGGCAUUUUUGUAAAAUUCUCACUUUAUUUUAUUUUAAUCUCAUAGACAGGAGUAAUCAUCUCAAAAUUCAUUCUAAAUACCUUGUGUCGCCUGAGAGAUUACUAGGAAAUUUUUUUUCCUUAUUUAUUGACAAUGAAAUUCGAUCUGCAACGUUUCUUUCGAGUAAUCAAAUAAAAAUUGACCCAAACAAGACUUAAUAAUUGUAUUACAUAAAUUAAUGAAUAAAUUCAAUGGACAAACUUGA
Fopius arisanus is the source of this 1499-nucleotide messenger RNA. It is a transcript of the gene Pect, whose product is annotated as phosphoethanolamine cytidylyltransferase. Gene Ontology annotation, molecular function: ethanolamine-phosphate cytidylyltransferase activity. The record is from RefSeq and is a predicted model, not a curated record. Bases 143 to 1255 code for a protein of 370 amino acids. Lineage: Eukaryota; Metazoa; Arthropoda; Insecta; Hymenoptera; Braconidae. The transcript is spliced from 6 exons. Gene Ontology annotation, cellular component: cytoplasm. Gene Ontology annotation, biological process: phosphatidylethanolamine biosynthetic process.